Messenger RNA from Solea senegalensis (Senegalese sole), 2963 nucleotides. RefSeq names its product polycystic kidney disease 1-like 3 (gene pkd1l3). The transcript is spliced from 11 exons. The record is from RefSeq and is a predicted model, not a curated record. Gene Ontology annotation, cellular component: membrane. Gene Ontology annotation, molecular function: protein binding; calcium channel activity. NCBI's taxonomy places the organism in Eukaryota, Metazoa, Chordata, Actinopteri, Pleuronectiformes, Soleidae. The coding region runs from base 1 to 1779 and encodes 592 amino acids. Gene Ontology annotation, biological process: detection of mechanical stimulus.
AUGCGCAGACAUGUUCUGGUCCUCAUAUCAGACAGUGAUGAGCUGUUGUUGUCUAAGGUUGGCGAGAAGACCACUCCUUAUCUCACACAUUGCCGCUGCAACCACCUCACUCUGUUCGGGGGCUCCUUUUUUGUGAUGCCAAACCACGUGGAUGUAAGUCGUACAGCGGAGCUGUUUGCCACCGUGGAUGAGAACUAUGUGGUGCUCGUACUCAUGUGUGCCUUCUUCGCCCUCUACCUUCUCACCCUGGUGUGGGCUUGCUUUGCUGACCGCAGGUCACGCCUUAAGAGAAAGAUGACUCUGCUGGAGGACAACCACCCCGGUGCUCACUACAACUACCUGAUCAGUGUUUACACUGGCAAUCGCAAGAAUUCUGGGACAACUGCCAAUGUCACAGUGAUGCUGACUGGAUCAGAGGGAGAGAGCGAGACACACAGUCUCGCAGAUCCCGAUAAGCCCGUGUUUGAGAGAGGAGGGGUCGAUAUGUUCUUGAUGGCCACGCCUUUCCCACUGGGAGAAGUGCAAAGCAUCAGGCUGCAGCACGACAACUCCGGAGGUCAACCAUCAUGGUAUGUCAACAAGGUGACUGUGCAAGACCUCCAGACACAGCACGUGUUUCACUACUUCUGCGACUGCUGGCUGAGUUCUGACCACGGAGACGGCACGACCAAGAAAACGUUCCACGCCGCGAGGACCGACGAGAUUGCCAACUUCAGGUAUAUCUUCAAGAACAGGACGUCGACGGGCUUCAGGGACGAACACAUCUGGGUCUCCAUUGUGGAUCCUCCGUCGCGCACUCCGUUCACACGCGUGCAGAGAGUCUCCUGCUGCAUGUGCCUGCUCCUCUGCACCAUGGCCAUCAACAUCGCCUUCUGGAACAUUCCUGUGGACGAGAGCUCGCCAGUCAUUUUAGUGAUAGGUUCGUUGCAACUCACGUGGCAGAAUGUCAUGGUGGGGAUUCAGAGCGGUCUCCUCAUGUUCCCAAUCAACAUCCUCAUCAUCACCAUCUUCAGAAGCAUCCGCCCCCGCAGCGUCGCAAAGAAGCCUAAAAGAGAGGACCAGAAAAUGGACGCCGUCACCGUGCCAACUGUCCUGAAGGACAUAGGGGAGGUUGUUUCUUUGGUGAGCAAAAGUCAGAGGAACAAGAUUUCAGAGACGCCGAGGCUGGAGUCCAUCACUGACCUCUGCUCUACCUUGGACACGGUGCAUGAAUUCAUCCAACUUAUGCAAGGAGAGUGUGAGAGCGACCCGCACUGGGUGUACUGCAGCAAGUUCCUCCUGGCAGGUCUCUGUCACCUCCUCAUGGACCUGGAAAAACUGGACGGGAGGAACGUGCCGUGUCCCCACGAUUACCAGCAGGCCCUGAACGUCGCCAACGUCCUGGUCCGCAAGGCUGAGAUGGUCUUCAGCUGCCACUUGGCCUCCUGCCCGCCCACCGUGACAAAGCAGAAGAAGAGCACUGCGAGCUGCUGGCUUCCCUGGUGGUGUGUGUUCCUGGGCUGGUUCCUGCUGCUGUCCAUCAGUGCCGUGUCCACUUAUUUCACGCUGUUAUACGGCUUUCAGUACGGCAGAGAAAAGUCCAUCAAGUGGGUCAUGUCCCUGGGCCUCUCCCUGUUCCAGAGCAUCUUUAUACUGCAGCCUCUCAAGGUGAUCGGCAUCGCCGUGGUCUUCGCUCUGCUGCUCAAACCUGUGUCUGUGGAGGAGAACGACGAAGUCAAGCAAGUGCUGAUGGGGCAACGGGAGAAGUGUAAACGUUUCACUGGCAGGGAGACGCUGUGAGGAAGCUGCAUUUCCCAGGACGCGCUCCAUCACUUUUUGCACUUAUUGGAAGUUUUGCUCUUUGAAUGUAAAAAUGCAUCCCAUAUUCUGGUAUACAGAACGUUGCUCUAGGUAAUUUACUAUCUUGUUGCUUUAAACUUUAAUCUUUGGGGAUUUUUUUUGUUCAUAUGUGAAUCAUUUCUUAUGGAAAAUACACAUUUAUUAGAUUCCAUGAAGCAGGUUUUAAAACGUGUCAAAUUAUUGACUGUCCAUCAUAUAAACAAUAUUCAUUCACAUUUAAGUACCUGUGUGUCAUAUUUAUGGCGGACAUUUAAUGUAAAUAUGUUUGAAUAAGUGCAUGAUCUCUUUUUAAAAGCCUUGCAUUACGAUGUUUCCACAGGAAAUUGCCUUUGUCCUUUCUGUUUUACGACAACUGCUAGUUACAAUGUGCGGUCUCACCAGUAGAUGUCACUAAUUCUUACACACUGGACCAUUAUAUUGGACAGUAGGUUUUCAGAUCUCUGGAUCUCCCAGUCGGGAAUUGAGGCGACAACCUUCCAGUUGAAAGACAACACGCUCUACCACUCGCCUACCGCGUGACUAAUUCUAACGCACUCUCCCUUUAAUUUAGUGUUCCGUAAUCAUUCUCAAACAAAAUUAGUGAUAUUUGUUGUCGGUGCAAAUUAUUUUCUUGUCGGAAUCUCGUCAGCGUUCCGCGAUUCCCGGCGGUUGACGGCACUCACGCGGUCUUUCACUCUCAGAGAGCUGCGUUUAUGUAAUUGCACUCACGGGAGGUCAUUAUUAAUGGAGCAGUUUUUUGGGCAUUUCACCAUCACCAUCAGUGUGAUCCAUGCUAAAGGUGACUCAGUCACUUCCUCCCUCUCAGUGAGUCAAUGAUUAUAUAGUAAUGAGAGUAUGAUUACAUAAUAGACGUCACCAUACUCAUUUCUGGGCUCUUGGUUUGGGAAUACGCGCAGUGCUUUUAUUCUCUCUGAAAUAAUUGUGUGUUUUUUUGUUUUUUUUCCAUUUAUUUAUUAAUUCUGUACGUAUUUUAAAGAGUGCAGACAUAGGCAACUGGAAUUGCUUGAGCUUAGUUGAACUAAACUUAAUUCUAGUUAACAAUUCUAGUGGAUGACUCAGAUCUACUGACUAUAGAAGCUGAAAUAAACUGAUAUGAGCUGCAAUCGUGUGGAAAGUUCAUGAGU